Molecule: messenger RNA, 1146 nt
Organism: Aspergillus homomorphus CBS 101889
Lineage: Eukaryota; Fungi; Ascomycota; Eurotiomycetes; Eurotiales; Aspergillaceae
Exons: 4
Coding region: 1-1146 (381 amino acids)
Source: RefSeq, a predicted model, not a curated record
AUGUCCUCUCGUGUGUUUCUCCCCACCCGCUCAUCUCUCUCUUCGCAGCUCAAGAAGGGUCCGGUACACCCUUCUUGUGGCAUCCUUCCUUCGUCCCCCUCCGCCGUCCGGACACGACGCGACACUCCUUUGCCGGCCCUCGAUAAGCGUGCAUGUGUUGGGAAGCAAGUAAGCUCCAAGUCCUCUCGUUCUGCUGUGCCUUCGAGCACGUUCACUCGUUCUGUAGUGCCUCCAAGCCCGUCCUCAUCUUCUGCCAGUCCAGUAAAGCCUCUCAAGUAUCUCACUCGUCGUUCUUAUGCUUCUUCCACUCGUUCUUCUGCUGCUGCUGCUGCUUCUUUCACCCCUUCUGUCCAUUCUGUGUCCGCAGCACGAGACACGUCCACUCGUUCUUCUACUUUCAGUCGUUCCCUUCCUUCCCGUGGUUGCCCUACCACAUCCACUCCUUUGUCUGUGCGUUCUGAGAAGAAUGCGUCCACUCGUUCCACCUCCACACUGCCCCCAGCAAAGCCCCUUCAUGGUCGUUCCUUUGCCCCUCGUGGCCAACCAGCCACAUCCGCUCCUUUGCCUGUGCGUUCUCCCGAAAAAACGUCCAUUCCUUCUGCUCGUUACUCCAAGUCUGGCCUUCGCCUUCGUUCUCUGCCUGGUAAAACUAGCGCGUCCACUCGUUCUACACCUCCUGUUCCCCCUUCCCCUGUCGUUCGUUCGACUCCAGUCGCUCGUUCUACUACUUCCACUCCAGUCACUCGUUCUGCAGCUCCCACUCGUGUCACUCUUUCCAAUCUUGCUGCUCUCCGUGAAACUCGCCAGGCUCGGUUCGCCGCCCUGGCUCGACAGCGGAGCACGCCAAUCGAUGCAGUCCUUGCAUCCACCGCAGCCCAGACUGCGGUUCGUAAGGACAAGUCGAGGAAGCGUGUUCACUUUGCCGAGACCAAGUCAGUCGUUACCAUUUCUCGUUGGAUCGUUCCUGGUGUUCAUAUUUGGGGUCCUGGGCAGACCACCCCUUGGUUGUUACUCGAACGGCCGACGGAUGCCAUCGCGACGCGAUCGAGACAGACGAACGGUUUUUGUUGGCUCGAGGGUGUACAGGCUCGGAAUGUGGGCGAGCGGCAGCACCACGGACGACGACAGAGGCAUGGUCCCGGUUGA